AAGCCAUACAUAUGUGAAUAUUGUGGAAAACGUUUCAAGCAAAAAUCUAACUUACGAAGACAUGUUCAAACUCACACUGGAGAAAAAUCAUAUUCUUGUGAGCAAUGUGGAAAAUCAUUUCAGCAAAAAAGUAAUCUACAGGUUGAUAUGCAAAUGCAUAUUGGACAUGAACCAUAUGCUUGCAGACAUUGUGGUAAACGCUUCAGUCACAAAAAUAACUCACAGAUUCAUGAAAAGAUCCAUACUGAAGAGAAACCUUUUGUUUGUGAAAAAUGCAAGAAGGCCUUCAAUAAUAAAACUGAUUUGAAAUGUCAUAUUCGAACCCAUACUGGAGAAAAACCAUACAAAUGUAAAUAUUGUGAAAAAGGUUUUUCCGGUCAUUCUAGAUUGAAAAACCAUAUUCGAAUCCAUACUGGAGGAAAACCAUAUUUUUGUGAUCAAUGUGGAAAAUAUUUUCGAAAGAGAAGUAAUCUACGGACACAUACACAAAUACAUGACAGAGAUAAACCAUAUGCUUGUAAAUGUUGUGGUGGGCGCUUCAGGCUCAAAAAUUACAGAAGCAUGAAAAGAUUUUUACUGGCAAGAAACCCUUUGGUUUGUAAGAAAUCCUUCAAAACUCCAGAAGAAUUAAAACGCCAUGUUCGAAUCCAUACUGGAGAAAAAUCAUACAUCUGUCAAGAAUGUGGAAAGUGUAAUUUAAAAAGGCAUAUAUAUUCGAACUCAAUCUGUAUAGAAGCGGUAACCUGCCAUAUACUAUGCUAAAACAAUGUAUUAGACCCCACACACCCACGUAUUUUUUUAAAAAUUUAUUUCAAUGUGAUGUUUGGAGUACGCGAGCACAUGUAUCAGCACGUAUUUUCUUUUUUUUUGGUUUAUUUAUUGGUUUUAUUGGUAAAUAAUUCUGAAAGUUUGGUGUGGAGGUACUGUUUGUUUUUCCAUUAACCUGUACUCAGUGUAGCAAAACUAGAACAUAAUGCCAUGUUAAGUGGCCAGCGCAAUAAUUGGUAAACUACAUGUGGCCCUUCGACCAAAAAAGUUGGACGACCCUGUUUCAGAUAGUAUACAAAUUUUUGAUUUUACCCUUCUUUCUGUCAUUUUGUUUUGAUAAGCAAGCAUUUUUUGGAAUCGUUGACUCUUGAAGAGUUGUCUUGUUUGUUUUAUAUGUAAACCUCUUUCAGAACUCAAAUUAAGCAAACAAGCAUGAAAUUGACUUGCGAAUCCUGCCGCACAUUUUACAGUACGGAAAUGUACACAUUUA
Molecule: messenger RNA, 1258 nt
Organism: Styela clava
Lineage: Eukaryota; Metazoa; Chordata; Ascidiacea; Stolidobranchia; Styelidae
Source: RefSeq, a predicted model, not a curated record